Messenger RNA from Bursaphelenchus xylophilus (pine wood nematode), 908 nucleotides. NCBI's taxonomy places the organism in Eukaryota, Metazoa, Nematoda, Chromadorea, Rhabditida, Aphelenchoididae. The record is from the annotation of a GenBank genome assembly.
AUGUCAAUACAACGUAAGAUAUUCGUUUCUUUUUUUGAAUUUAGGUAAAGACCAAGACGUUAUCCUGUCUGUUUUUAGAAUGCCUUUCUACACUAAUUCUUUUUGUCUUUUCUUCGACACUAUGGGUAAUAUCGCGGGUUCAAGAAGUUUUUUCUUUCCAAACUUUGAAAAUGUUGGCCCAACUUGUUGGUGCAAGUUACGAUGAAGGGAAACAGCUAACGGACGAACUUAAAAUCCCACCACAUGUGGCGGUAUUGUUGGGAGAAGAACAAAAGGAGGUUGAUUUGGUAAAUUUUUGCAGUUUUGUUUUGUAUUUAGGUCUCACUUUUUUAUUUUUCCUUGUUGCAGCAAGUACUUUAUGACUUCAUCUACUACUCGAGCUCACAUGGAAUGCAGAGACUGAGUUUUUAUGAUUCCGAUGGGAUUUUGAAAUCAAUGAUGAGCAGGAUUGAGGAUGGUUGGGAAAGAUAUUCGAAACAACGAGGAUUCUUCAAGAACGUCGUGUUCUCCAAAAGCCAAGACGGAAAUAGUCAUCCUGGAAGAUUGACAGUGCAUUUCUGGAAUAAGAAUGACGGAAGAGAACUUAUGGUUGACAUUUGCAAAGAAGUAAGCAGAAUUCGAAAAAUGGUUUAUUUCCUAAUUUUAGAAAGGAGAAGAUUUAUAUUUUUCAGCUGAUUCGUUCCCCCUUACCGAUCACAACUGAGCGCGUUUCAUCGAAGUUGGCGUCGAAGGGUGUGCACGAAGUGGACUUUCUUCUGGCUGUUGGUGGGCUCGAUGGUUUCCCGGCGUGGGCGCUUCGUGUUGCCGAAAUUCAAGAAUUGGCAGCAUGGCCUGAGCGACUCAACGAAUCGUCAUACCGAUCCCUUCUGAGAUGUUUUAGCUCUCGCGAUCGACGGUUAGGUCGAUAG